Penicillium canescens is the source of this 2115-nucleotide messenger RNA. RefSeq lists its product as uncharacterized. The record is from RefSeq and is a predicted model, not a curated record. The coding region runs from base 1 to 2115 and encodes 704 amino acids. Lineage: Eukaryota; Fungi; Ascomycota; Eurotiomycetes; Eurotiales; Aspergillaceae. Gene Ontology annotation, molecular function: protein binding. The transcript has a single exon.
AUGACUGUCCCCAAACCCCAAGUCACCCUCGAGGGCGAUUGCUCCACCAUCCACAGCAACACCCUCUAUGUCUUCUCACGCGGCAACUUCCUAUCAAUACCGCUCCGAGAGAACGGAAACUGGACCGAACUGCCAAAAGGAACAUCGGUUACUGGCGCCGCUUGUGUACAGGGUGGAUCCAAGGGCGAUGAGGCAUUCUAUGUGGUCGGCGGGACCGGCCCUGCUGGUUACGAUGGCCUGCAACAGUUUUCGUUCAAGGACCAGAAAUGGCAAAACUUGACAAUGUCCUCGCAGGAGAUGGCUAAUCGAACUGGCCACGGUGCCGGGUACAUUUCCUCGUCAUCCCAGAUCCUCGUCUACGCAGGUAUGACAGAUGGAAGCACUGUCAGCUCUCAAUCCACCUUGCUUAUUUCAACAACUUCCCCAUACGUCGUGACCUCUGGUCUUGACCAGGGUGCUCCGGCUUUGUAUGAGCCCAUUCUUUUGCCCUGGAGUGAUUCUCAAAUCGCCAUGAUUGGAGGCUCUGCCACCAACACGGCUGUUCACAUCUAUGACGCUGAAGACAGCAAAGGCUGGACUCUCUCGGAGGCGACUCUUCCCUAUGCAAUUCCAACUAACUCUCGAUGUACCCUUGCUUCCGACUCUGAGAAAAACAUCGUUCUCGAGGAGUUUACCAUGAACUCUUCGCCCAACAGUGUUUCUAGCUACCUACUCAGCUCCAAGGGAAAGCUGCAGAGCCCAGCCACUACAAUUGGAAAGAGGAGUCUGACGGAUUCUUCGUAUAACAGCACAUUAGCUCCCUCCAACAGCUGGUCAAAUUUUGCUCUCGCCCAGGGCGAUGAUAUGGUUGUCCUCUCCAAUGGUGGGGGUCAUGAUUCAUUAGCGAUCUUCAACCAGACCUCGAAUGGUUGGGUGAAUGCGACGGAAUUGUUCUAUGGAACCGGAGAUCAGAAUGUUCUCAAGCCAUCCACUACGUCGUCAAUCACGUCGUCUACCCCCACAGCUACUUCAACCACUUCGACAUCGACCUCCGCGACGGCCACUCCCUCAUCCACUUCUGCCGCAGCUGCCGGUGGCGGUUUGAGUGAUCACGCUAAAACUAUACUUGGUGCAACUCUUGGAAGCGUCCUCGGAUUCGGCUUGAUCUUGCUUAUCCUUCUUUUCCUGAUUCGACGCGAAAAGCAAAAGAAACAGCAGCAGUCCGGCAAAGCUGGUGGCGACAGCAAAGACCGACUCAGCUUCCAGGAUCAGGGCAUAGAACCCCUGACCGAAGGCGCCUAUCCCAUGGCAAGGUCUCCCGUUCCGGUCGCCGCUGCUUCGGCAGACUCACUGGCUAUUAUGACCGGAAAGUACAAUGGAGAGAAAUCUCUCAAGCCACCCAAUGCGACGGGUUACGGACUGUCUCAUCCCCGCAAGAGCAGCCCGCUCUCCACAAUUCCCUCCAGCGGUGCCAUGGGCGCGUCGAGUGUCUACACUGAUGAAACGGAAGGAGGUACAGACCCCAGCCGUGGCAACCAGCCUGGGGAUCGGAGCACGGACGAAGGAUGGGGCAAGUACUUUGAAGAUAACACAACCACCACCAACCUGGCUGGAAUGGCGUCUGAUCGCUCGACCAUGAGUUCCGUCUACACCAAGUCAGACUACCGCGGUAGCGCCUGGCCAAUGUCAAACCUGACACCAUUGAACCUGGGAUUCCUCGACCAACCCAAGCCCUUGGGCCGUGUCAUGAGCGCCAGCCCAACCACAGAAAACACCUCCGAAAUAGGCGGCCGAAGCCUUGUCAUCCCCGAGAGCCAAUCGGCACGAAUCUCCUCUGCAGACUCAAUCAGUAUUGCCUCGGAAAGUGACCGGGACGAAAAUUGGCAAGGUGCCGGCCACUCUAGCUGGCUGGGACGACCCAGCAGCAGCAACUACAGCAACAGCUUCUACAACUCGAGCACGCGCGAUUUGCCCGGUACCUCAUCAUAUACAGGCCUUGUCGAUAAGACAAGGAAUUCAAACGUACGGAGAUCCAGCGCGAUCAUCCCAGAGGAUAUGGACGAGCUGCCGAUGCAAGGGCGGAGUAACAACGUCAAUUCAGAUAUGAGCUGGCUCAAUCUUCAAGCUGAUCGUUGA